Messenger RNA from Porites evermanni, 29835 nucleotides. The record is from the annotation of a GenBank genome assembly. NCBI's taxonomy places the organism in Eukaryota, Metazoa, Cnidaria, Anthozoa, Scleractinia, Poritidae.
AUGGUUCUUUCAAAUAUGGAAGUACGAGCUUUCCAUCCAACGACGUUCAAGAUUCCCCGGAAAGAAAGGAGGCCAUCGGAAGGUAAGCAGUGUUUAAAUGUUGAAAUUGAGUCCUUAAUGGAUAAGAACUUAGUCACAACGCGCACAGAAUAAAGGAAACCAUUUAAUCCAUAAAGUUAAAUGUUUUACUCUAGCAUCAUCAUUCCCAACACAGUGCCGCUGCGCUCAGCAAGUUAUAUUCUGGUUUAGUUAAUCAGUUGUACUUGAAGGAAUGUUCUUAUUUUCUUUAUUCAAUUGCAACAGGCGUUUUAUCUCCUUAGCGAAAAUAGAUAAUGCCCCUAAGAAAAACGAAAACAAAAGAAUACUCGCGAGCAAAUUCUGACAAAUAGAAAAAGCGGCUUUUGUAACUAAUUUGUUUGUUUUCUUUGUUAUAUUUCUUGAGACUAUAGACAGUUAAACUCAACACAUGUAGAAUAAAUUUGAAUUAAAAAUGAAAAAUAAUGGUUAUGCCUGUUUAAGAUUAGUUCUUUUCUUUAGAAACUAAAACUCCAAUCGUAGAUUUUGUGUUCGUAGCGGUGAGCUGACGAAAACGUUUUGCCAAUACAAGUGACACCUGCCUCAAACAUCUAUUCAGUUGCUAAGUGACAAUGCAAGGCAGUCUUUUUGUGAGAAAAAUUUAAAUUGUUUUCUUCCGUGACUGAUUAUUUAAACAGGUCAUGACUACAAAUGUAUUAGAGCAUGUGUCGAAAUACAUUAUGUGGAAAAGAAAAUGUUUUGUCUUUAUAAUCCAGUAAAACAUAAAACCAAAAUCACCAGGGGUAUUUUACAGUGUUUAUCAAGUUAAGUUUUCUUUGUACAUAAUAUCUGUAGCAUUAAGUUUUCUUUGUACAUAAUAUCUGUGGCGUUUUUAAAGACGGAAAGAAGCAUCAUAUUUAUGAACACCUGUUAACGUAGCCACAGGGGAUGCUUUUAUUGGUUAAAAUCAUUGUUAGACAAGAGAGUUCGACUUUUACAAACACAACAGUGUUCUUUAUUGAAGAUUUGUCUUCAUGCCAGUCAAAGUGUCAACCAGCUGGAGUUUUUUUUCCCAAAAUAAUAAUUCCCCACCAAAAUAAUGACUGAUAGUGAUCUCUAGGAAACAUUGUGUAAAUGAGAGAAACUGGAGAGGUACGUGUCAUCCUAAACUCAACUCCUUUUAAAAAAAUUGUUGAAAAAUAUAAGCUUCAUAGAGUUUUUUUUUGGUUCUGUUUUUUCAGAUCUUUUUGCAGAUUGAUAAUAGCUAUUGACUUUUAAGUUCACAAGUAAAUUCUUUCAUGACUUGCUAACCUGUAAAUUAGAUUCUGAGCUCCCUUUUGAAGUCUCGCAAAUUUUGUGGCCUUAAUUCCUAUCUUCCACUAUGCUGAGUUUCAAAUUAUUUAAUGCCUUAAAUCACAGGAGUGUAAGAAAGGUCUAAUGUGUCUUCUUGUGGUAUUUGUUUAAAACAAACAAGUUAAAAAGAAUAAAAUCUUGUAUUCCUAAAUUCCUAAUUCUUUAAAAAAAAUAAAAAAAGAUCCUUAAAAAAAAAGAUUAAUUCGGGCAGGAUCCAAUAUUAUUAUAAUUAUUCUUAUUGUUAUUAUCAUUGUUAUUAUCAUUAUUAUUAUUAUUAUUAUUAUUAUUAUUAUUAUUAUUAUUAUUGCUAUUAGUGUUUUUAAUCUUUUUUUUUUCAUAAUUUAACUGUCAGGCUUUGUCCUUAAAAGCUCGCUUGUCCCUACAAAAUUAAUCCAUAUAUAUUUGUGUUUUUACAGCUGUUCACUAUGACCAUAUUGAUCCAUUUAUAAAAUUGUCUGUUCAAGUGUUGUGCGAAAAUAUCCUUCUACAAUCCUUCCAGGAACGUGCCGACAUACCCCUAUCUUAUGGCUAAGCGUCACUUGAAUAGUCUUAUUCAUGCCAUCUUUGCACUAGGUCUUGAUUUCAAGGGCUGAUGAGAUAAAGGCAAUGUCACGUGGUAUUUCAGACGGUAAACACGUGGUAACAUUUGCCAAUACGAGUAAGCGCAGACGAGUCUGUUUAUUCUCUCAAAAAGAUUGGACGAUUUUAGCCUUGCAAAAUGCACAGUUUCGACAAGUUUUAAGUCAGUAUUGCUUUCUGUGAGAACAUCAACCGUUGCCACUGCAUCCAGAAAACUGAAGAAACAACGAUCCACUCCUAAUUUGGCGCUAUCUUCGUGAAAAGUUCCUCAUUUUCUGUUGCUUAGAGUAAACUAACUCGGCCAGGAUUUCUUGCAUUGUUGCUGGCACCCUGAGAAACAACGUGACGUUACUCUUAUCCCUUUACUCCUUAAGCACGGGCAAAGAUGCCAGGUAUCGUGAAUGAGGUCUAUUGAUCCGGGUUUUUGCCGUCUUAGAUUGCCAGUACACUUUACCAGGUGACUCCAGAGAAGCAAAAGACAUAGAAAACGCCGUUAAACGCCAAACAUGGGACUUAAACGACCUUGAUCGUGCUGUCAGUAUCUCGCAAAUCAAAAAGGUCGACAACCCAAACCUGGAGAGGGAAUACCACGAGAAAAAAGCUGAGCUACGACACAAUGGCAGGUCCCUCAAAGAACUCUCUGAACAGCUAGCUUUUUGCGUUGAAACUGAAGAGAGCCGAGUAAAGGAGAUAUGCCGCUCGGGUUUGGAGUGCAGUGGAGUCGACCACACCCUUGGCGAUGGGGAUAUGGGGGUGACGGUGUGGAAAUGUCCUGACUUGUGUCUAAAGGCCCUACACUGGCCUUCCUCGCGUUCAGCCUGCCUCAUAGUUUUUAAAGUAAGUAACGUGUGUUGUAUUGUAACUUUCUUGUUGUAUAAUAAUAUCAUAACUGUAGCAUCUUGGGAGAUUUCCAACAAGGAGAACAUGAUAUGGUAAUAGGUCCUUGUAAGGGCUCACUAGAUGCUUUCUAUUCAGACCAAAAUAUUUCCAAAAAAUUCGAUUCGAAAUCCAACAGAACGGAAAUUGUUUGUUUGGGUCGAUCGGAAUACUCGGAAUACUCGAUCGGUCCACUUUGACGGUUUCGCUCGUUUCGGUCGAGUGCACCAAUUUGAUGAAAUUGUUGUCCCCAGUACCACUCUUCUGUAUCCUGCUCACAAGUACAAUAAACUAAACGCGCGGUGGCUUAGGUCGGGUCUUUGCAACGGGAAUGUACCGUUAAUAACAGAAAUAACAAUUUUAAUCUUUAAUGAGGAAGCCAACUUCAUUGACUAAGUUUUUUGCAGAGGGGUCCUCUUAUAAGACUAAACUAUUAAGCUAAAAUAAAGAUGAGUUAUUAGUAUGCAUAAUCAAUUGGUGACGAGUGAAAUUAGGGAUUAGUUUCACGCGCGUUUUGUCCAAGUCCUUCUAAUUUCCCGAGCCUUUAGGCUCGGGAAAUUAUUAGGAUUUGGACAAGACGCAAGUGAAAUUAUUCCACAAUUUCACGAGUAUACCAUUUUAUUACCUAUUAACAUCAUGAGUGACGAAUUACGUAAGCAAUUUUGGAUUUUUGACAUGUUUAUCCUGGAUCGCAUCGAUCGAGAACUCCCCAAACUCGAAUGUGUUAGAGCUUAAAUUUGGUUUAAGUUCAGAAUGUUUCGACAAAAUACCUGUUAGAAUCCUUCUUGAUGUGCUCUUUCGUGUGUUCAGGUUUUCUAAAGCGUCUUUUAAUGCCCUGGCAUCAUUUUAAAACUUCGUCGCCAUCUUGACACUGAGACGUACGGAAGGUUGCCAUGGCAAUUUUGUAAUUUCACAUGCAAAUCAACGCUGAAAUUUCGCGCCAAAAUUAAGAAGUAAUUCGUCACCUACGAUAUUUUUAUUAUAAAAAUUAGCGCGUUAAAGGAUAUAUAUAUUACAAUACAAGAAACACUGUAACACAGGAUAAAAGUAUGAGUACAAUGUAAAAUGUUCUACAGUAUGAUCUGUUUAUGAUCAAAAAGACGCCCUCUUUCAAAUAAAUGCCCCUUGUCUAACUAGUAAUCGUUGACACUAAAGCUGCCCUCGCUCUGUAUGUUGUCGGUCAAUUUUAUCCUUGGUCUUUCUGUAGCUCUUUGAAAUGUACCGAUUCAUAUCAAAGAUUUUCACACAUACUACGUACAAUGGGUGAGAUAUUAAAAAUUAGGAAAUGCAAGAUUUCAUGCACUGAUUCAGGUCGAUUUACGCAACUUUGAGCAUAACACUCUCGGCGUUUCGAGAAUUUUUUCGCUCACGCGUUCUAGUCAUUUUUUUAUAUACUAAAACGGCAUUAAAAGCAAUUCUUUGCUUUAUAGAGGGACAUCUGUGAAAAAAGAAUAUAUAUCAGCACAGAAUUUUUAAACAGCAUUUAAUUGUCGCCGAAUUUUCGUAAUCAUGUAUCUGGCGAGCAGAGUUUACAUUUUCGCGGUGCCAUCCGCCGUGCGAAAAGGACCACUACGCACUUUUCUCACAUUGUGAUAUUGUAGCCUCUGCUCGAAGGGUAUAGUAAUCUUCCAUCGUCCUACUGAUAAACUAGCCUGAUCCAGUCGUUAGCUUAUGAAAUCUUGCUUGCUUUUAGUUUGUGUUUGACGCCCCUCUCUUAUAAACUCCCCUCGUCUGAUAGGCACCCCGCAUGCCAGCUCUAGCUAAAUACUAGAGUUAAAAAAAAAGCAAAAUGGAGCGAAAUCAUUCAAGAUUUAUUUAGUUUCUUGCUUGAUCAUCAAGUGUUUGUAUAUCGCAUCUUAUUUAAUGUCAAGGUUAAAGUAAGGAUUCUGACAUCGAAGUUGUGAUAAUGGACUGGAUAGUCCUCGUUUGUAAACUGUGGUUAUAUAUUCGCAGAAAGCAUAUUAGUUUUGUAAAGUGUGUUACAUUUAUGAGAAUAGAUGCCCCUCACUUUUGCACGCCCCCUCGAGUAUCCAGCAAACGCCCAUGCCUCUUGGACUCCUAAAAUAAAAUAUACGCCCGGGCGUCUAUUAGAUCAUUUACAGCUUGCACCUUUAAAACACCUGGGGUCUUGCAAGAAAAGGAGGUACUCUUAACGAGUCCUUAGCUUCGAGAAAAACUGCGAACGUUUUCACUUCCGAACGUCUUCCCCUCUCUCUCCCACGCUUACACACCUAAUGCACUUCACACACGUGAAGGUAUAGAAAAACAGUGUUUUGGGGCGCCUGUUCCAUGCCCUGAAAAGAAAAGGCAAUAAAAAGGCGAGGCCUGGGAGAGGGAGAGCCAGGGCUCCCUUUUUUCUGAGCGCUCACUUUUGUAUUCGCUUUUCCCACGACUAAGAACCUAUAACCGGCUGACGAAGUUCUCUGACAGCAAGAAAAAAUGAUAGGAAAGAGAGAUACCUCUACCGGCCUCCGACGCGUUCUUUCAUGUAGUCGCGACCACCUUUUUGGUCUAAACUUGCUGGUUUUCAAAGCCGGUUUCGUUGAGUCAAUUAAUGUAGACUACGAGCAGUCUCUUAUUUUUCUUUUGUGUCACCGUAGAUCGAGAGCACGAGUUUGGGUCGAGCAGCUAAUCCGCGGGAAACGACUGCGGAAACCCGAAUCUCUCCUCGUUUUUACCAUUAAUUUGAAUAAUUUUACUUUUUCGCUCGCCGCGCGUGGCUCCGAGGAAAGACGACCGCUCGGAGUCUACAAUUAAUGUGGAAUGCACAUGCCCUGUUAAGACUGCACGCUGCAAAUUUUUGAGCCCACAGUUAUUGCGCAAACCGUUUCUGUAAGUUGUUUCGCACGCGACUAAAACGUUAGUGGUUGUUAUAGACUACUCAUCGGAGGCCGACAGAGGUCUUCAAGCCUGAGACCCUGCUCCGCAAUUGUGGAAAAAGGCAAAAAACGGAGUCAAAUCUAGGCUAGAGGUCUGUUGUCUUUCCUCUCAUUCUUCCUUUUGCCCGUGAGAGACCUCUGUUAGCGCGGGUAGGAGACUAACGAAGAAACUUUAAGCUCAAAGCUGUGGGCAAUUUGCUUUUUUCAUCUCCUUUAUUGUUUCAUAGAAGCUGCUUCUUUUUUCUGUAGGUUGUUAAAGGUCGUGUAAAGUCUGUAAUGCCCAGAUUGUCUUCUGACACACCUCACCUGGAGCCGACUCCGAACCAUGACUGUCACAUAUGUAGAAAUACUACCAGCUCCUCUGUUACGGACUUCACUACUCUCUUAAGGAAUACUCAGGUACUUGUAGGGAAUGACUAAUACAUCAACUUCUGCCCCAUUAAUGGGCUUAAUCAAGUUUGGAAAACCCGGUCAAACUCAAUCAAUUAAGUGGUCACCUGGUUAAUUCCCGCGGGUGACCGCUUAGUAGAGUCGUGGGGGACUGUAGACCUUGGAAAUGACUUGAUAGUGGCGCGCAACUUGUUUUUCUCUUUUUCUCGCGCACGAUCUUCCGGGAAACUUCACGGGAAAUGAACGUCAAAAACUGUCAAUGUUAUUGUAAAAAACAAAGUUUCCAUGGUCUGUACUGGAACUGGUAAGUAGUUCCACCACAAAGAUUUAAGAUGGAAUCCACCAGAACAUUGAGUAAUUUUGAUUUUCAGUGGACAAAAAUUUUGUGCCAGAAUAAUUUAAAGCAUAUUGCAUUCUUUCUUACAUUUUUUAAGGUCUAAAGAUGUAAUAAAUCAUUUGUAGUAACACCAAAAAAAAAAUUCUUAUGGGAGCCCAAGAAAAUGAAUGCCAAAUUUCACAAAGUUACAUCUAACCUUACAAAUGAAAUUUUCAGAAAUUUUACCUAUGUAAGCACAAUUCUUGUGAAAUUUGACUUUUAUUUUCUCGGACUUCAUGAGAAAUGUUCUAAGGUGUUACUACCGAUGAUUUAUUACAUCUUUAGCCCUUGAAAAAUGUAAACUAAUUAUGCAAUAUUCUUUACAUUAUUCUGGUACAAGGUUUUUGCCCACUGAAAAUGUCAAUUACUCAAUUUCCUAAUGGCUUCCGUCUUAAAAAACAUUUUGACGUCAUUUCUGCGAUCAAAGUUAAUAGACCAUAGUAAGUUGUCAUCGAUUUAUUAUUUGUCUGGCAUUCUGUUACGCACGUUUUUCACGGCUGCAUGUCAUCACGUUUUGAAAAAGGACAGGAGCCUCCCCCGCAGACAUUCUUAGGCGUGCGUCAAGCGUACCUUCCCCACGAACGUGGGGAAGGAACGCGUGAGGCACGCCUAAGAAUGUCUGUUCGGGAGGCUACAACGACAGCGACAACCUCGUUCCCAGGGUUCUCUCCUACCAGAACCCUGGGAACGAGGUUGCGACAGCGACGGCUAUGAAAACGUCGCUUAAAAAGCGAAUUCGCGCUGAAAUUUGGUAUUUUCACGUCCUAUUCGGGCAACGAUGGCAAAGAAAUGUACAAAAAAGCAUGCUGCACGUGCGAAGUUCAGUGUGGUUUUGCUUAUCCAAACUUAUUGUUUUUGUGUCGUUCUCAUUGCCGUCGCCGUCGUCGUUGCUUAAGCUCCCUUAAGUCACCGUGACGAAAGUCACUGCAUUCCUUCGUGUCAAUUUUUCACAUGUAGGCGAUUCAUAUUUCCCUUUCGUAAAUGGUAGUUGCCAUGUUUAACAGUCUGUGCCACCGUUGGUAACCAAUCCUUAAGUCAUUCCCCGAAUUAAGUUACAAUAAGGUCAAUUUAGGGUGAACUGAAGGCAACCCACUGACAAAGGAAGGAACCAAACAAAAACAAGUUUCACAUUAACUGGUUCGUUCUUCGCCGUACGAAUUCAUUCAUUUAUAUCUAUUUGAAGGUAACUUAUUUAUGAAGGAACAAACAAAAACCGAUUACGCGAAACUGAUUCUUUCUUCGCACCUCGCAGGCUAUCUGCGUACGAGUUAGUCAGUAUUUAUUUGAAGACAAUAAGUUAAUCAUGAAUUCCUAAUUGAUUCACGUGGCCCACUCUAAAACUGGGUAAAACCAACAUUGCAGUGCUUACAUAUCCCAUCAAAUGGAUAUAAGUAUAUAGUAUAUAGUGUUCAAGUGCAUGACCGGGUGUGCUCCGGCGUACCCAACAUCAAAGUUCGUGAAAAGAUCAGCCGUCUUGACAAGGACAAGCGGGAACUCUGAAAUGUUCAGCACUCCACACCACUUCCGCACUGCUAGUGGCCAACGGUCCUUUGAAUAUAGAGCGACGUCAUUAUGGACUGAUUUGCAACUAGCACUGAAGCUAAGCGAAUUAGUGACUAGUAAAAGCGUCAACUAAGGCGACUUCUUCUGGACGUCUCCCUCAGUGGUUAGUUAAUUAUUUUAAUUCUCUGUUCACAUCAUCCUAAAAAAAAGGAAAACAAAAACUCUACAUCUGGACUUUUGAAACGUCAUCGUUGUUCCUUUUCUUACUCUUUUUCAAUUGUUCGCUUAGUCGCAAAGACCACGUGAAAUCAAGUAAUCUUUAAAUUUGUAGAAGUUAAUAAUAAUAAUAAAUAAUAAAUAAUAAAAUAUUUAUAUAGCGCUUAUACUUUUCAGUUCUAAGCGCAUGUAAGUUAAUCUGAAGUCUCUCUGUCAUUGACCGUUAGUAGCUCUUAAUUUUCCUCACUGCCAGUGUGGUUGGUUGAUAUGACAGUAAUAAAGCGGUCUUUUUUUGCGACGAAAAGGAAGAGUGACUGUAAACAUUACGUGAAUAUUAAAAAGAUUAUUGAAAUAAAGGCUGCAACGUUUAGAAGUCUCACCUGUAUAUUCUUCCACGCGGGUUGUAACUUUCAUCAUCACUAUUUUCUUCGGGUCCUCGUCGAGUCUUAACUUGAUCGUCGCAAUUGCGUCUGGUCACUCUUUUGCGUUUUCUCGGUUUCCUUUUUGACGUCCUUGUCGCUGAAUUAUUGGUUCUUCUUUCCUGCAUUAUACAGCCGAAAGCGAAAAUAAAGAUAAAAACCAUAAAGGCGAACACUAAGUCAACCGAAAACAUUUCCUCUGCUUCCUUGUUUUCGAUAAAAUGGAGCUCAUUCACUCAUCAGCUCAUAAACAAACUGUGGCUAGACUGGCAUCAGCGUUGUAUACAAGAAAAGCCAACUCAUUUGUUAUGAGUAAGGCAGCUAAUGUAGGUGGAUCUCGGAAGCCGUUGGUGUGGCCUGUUAUGACGGUAUGCAUGUUGUUACUAUAUUAACCACCAUUGACGUAAACGACCCUUCAUCUUAAAUCCGCUACAAAAGUUUUCUUCUUAAGACGACGUGGUAAACUAUUUAAUCAUUAGAUGAAAUUAGUAAUUGGUUGUUUCUUUUUACAUUUUUAAAGUGAAUUUUUACACUCAGAUGCUGUUUAGUUAUGUGCCGACGAUUUUUUGUCUGAGUGUAGAUUACCGAAGUGAUGACGUUAUAAAAAUGAAAUUUGUGGAAUUAUGGGAUUUGUUAAGAUAUUCUGAAAGAACAACGUCCAAGACGUUCUGAAAGAACAACGUCCAAGACGCCUAAUCGCCAAAAAUUAGCAAUUCGGGGCAAAUUGUCUCUGAGAUAAUAGCCCAGUUAUGCUGUCAAUAUUCCAUACAAAUCCUUCUAAAUUUGGCUUGGUUCAUAAGAUUAGGAACAAGGUAAGGUUCAGAAGGAUUUGUAUGGAGUCAUUGGAGCAUAACUGGGCUAAUAUCUCAGAGACAAUCUGCCCCAAAUUGCUAAUUUUUGGCGAGUAGGCGUCUUGGACGUUGUUCUUUCAGAAUAUCUUAACAAAUCCCAUAAUUUCACAAAUUUCAUUUUCUAUGACGUCACACUUCGGUACUCUGUUUGUAAUUUUUUUUCACAACUGAGUUGAUCUUUGGCGGUUUUUAGAGGAAUGAAAUAACCAUGUUUUAACAGUCAAAACAAUACAGAUUAUAAACGCACGUAGAAUAGUGGAAAGGAAUAAAUGGUCACCCUUUUAAUACAAGAAGAUUCAUAGCGCUUUCUCUGUACGCUUUUUGUCCUUUAAUAGCCAGAGCAGUGCAAAAAAAAUUCCAACACGCUCGUCUUUAAGAAACAGCUCUGUGUUGCAUGCAUGUUACUCUUCGUGGAAGUCAAUUAGCUAAUAUCGGGUAGAAAAAAGUCACGAAUGAAGUCAAAAUAAUAUUGACCGUUGAAUUUUCCUUAUGACGAUUAUCUUUUUAAUUUAGUUUUUGUUGAUUAGCCCCUUUGUAAGAGCUUCUAAUUGUGUUUGAGGCUAGACAUUUUAAAAUUUCUGGUUUGCUUGUUCCUGAUGCGGAAACAAGAGGUGCUGAACAUGCUUUUAUCUAAUAUCCACAUUGCCUUUAAUAAUUCAAAGCAACGAAUAGCUAAGGCAGUGUGGAGUUCAGCUGUACUGCGGCCGUGGAUAAAAGCAACAUUGUAGUGCUUACAUUCGAUUCCCAUCAAAACGAUGAUGUGAAAAAGAAAACGCUACAAGUGAUCUCCGCGAAUAAAUUAUUAUUUCUUCAUCAGUCUAAUUUCCAGUAAUACAGUUAUCUUUUAUGCGAAGCACUUGUUAUUGCAUUAUGGAUUCGUUGUAGUGAAGAAGUUAAAUUUUCUGAAAUACUAUUUUGUAGCUUAGUCCUACUGAUAAAAUUCCUGGGUGAUGUCAUCCUUUGGUCUAGUCAGCCAUCAUUCGUAAACAACUACGUGGUAGCUAUAAAUCUACCUUCACAUGAUCCUAGAAGAAUAAAAUGCGGUAUAACUUUAUAUUUUUCAACAGUAAUGUUUCGUUAUAAAAAAACAAGUUCGGAGGUAAUCAUCUUUCUUUUUCUUAUUAUUUUAAGUCUCAACACUUGCCGCAGAAAUCGUGCAAAGAUGAACCUCGUGGGUGUCAACAGAUCUCAGUGUUAUUAACUGUUAUUAUUUAUUAUUUAUAAAGGGAACGGUAUCAAUUAUCAUUGAUAACUUCAAGAAAUGGAAAAUUAACGGCAACAACAUUACGAAGUCUCACCGGAAUAUUGUGCCACGAGGAUUAUAAGGUUCCUGCCGGCUGGUCGUUAUUUUCGUCAGGUCCUCGUCGAGUCCUGUGCUGAUGCGGGUCUUGGCAGGGCCUCUGUCGUGUCACUCUUUUUCGCCCCUUCCUCUUCUUUUUUGUGUUUUCUUUGCUGUUGAGGUAUUGUUUCUUCUUCCCAGCAACAAGAAGACCAAAGUAAAAAUGAAGAUUAAGGCCAAGAUGACCAACUGCAUGUACAUCAGAAAACGCUAUUCAGUACCGUUAUUUUGUUCUUCAGUUUCGCAAACUGAUUCACUUAUAACUGUUCCUUAUCAUACAGGUAUUUCCGAGCUAUGUUUAACCACAAUGCAGUCAACUGCAUUUGCCAUACAGACUGGAAUUACGAAUAUAAACAACCAAUCCUAGACCAAUACUGAAGCCACAAAUACCUUACUCUGAUCACGCAAUAUCCAGGAUUUUUAUUCUUUAGUCUAGCCCAAAGUAAAAAUUAAGAUAGAGACGGAGAAUGAUAAUUCUGCCUUUCAAUGACUGGCAUAUGUGCGGCCAGUAUACUGUUUUCUCUAUCUAGGUCUCGAUUAACAAGUCCGGCUGCAUGUAGACUAGAAGUGCAUUGGUUUUUGAAACAAAAGAUUCCUUUGAUUCACUCGUUACAAAUUUAACUAACAGAAACAAAGUUUGUGUACAGUGAUGUCUUCUCCGCACAUCGCAUGGUAGAAGUCCAAAACUCACCUAAAAGAUCAAGAGUUAUACGGUUUUAGCGAAAAAGUUGUCCGCUGAACUAAGUUUCUGUAAGGCAAUGAUACGUUUUUGAAUGGUGUUAGAAAGAGUUGAAUGUACGUUACAAAUUAUGGAAAGGGAUAGGGUCACCUGUUAUUGAUGUAACAGUUACGAAAGACAGUUUGUUAGUUUAUAAUAUGUACUUAAAUUUUUUUCGGAAUUUCGGCGGAUCGGUAUGGUAGUGUAGUGAUUAGGGAGAGAGAUUAUGAUAAUGAAGUGUCGAGGUUAAACCUUAGGUUGCGAUCUUCUUUCUUUUAAUAGAAAUAUUCUCAACGAGAGCGCGGAAGUUUUGUAAGUGUCUUUCAGCGAUCGUUUACGAAAAUUUCUUUAGGACUGUAUAGUCUUCGUAAAGCGUCGAAAGUUCGCGUCGAAGUCGUUCAGUAGAUGUGCGGACCUGUUAUUUCACUCAUAAAUCGUUUUCGUUUUUUUUCUCGUUGCAGUUGUUAUCCUCGGUACCAGAUGUUUUUCCGCGCGAGCGUGCAGCGGCAUGCUUUGCGUCGUUGACCUAAGGCUGAAACAGUUAUUGGCAAAAACGGUCGUGGUGGAUGCUUAAGCUUCCUUAUGAGAAAAGUUUAUUUACCCAUAGCAUUUCAUUUCAUAACAUGUUUGUUCUCUACCUUACUGAUACGAUCACCCCAGCGCUACAUCUAAUGCGCUCACCUGUAACAAGCAUCUUGAUCGUGAUCAAACGUCUACACACAGACACUUUCAUGAUGCGCAGUCAGUUGAACCGAAGCUAAAGAUGCUUGAAUUCGUACAGUGACCAUCUCUUCAAUUCAGAUGCCUUAAUUAUUAAAACAGACAUGUAACGCUGUCAAGUAGAUUUGACUGUAGGACUUCAUGUUUCAGGCUUAAGAACGGUGCUGGAGUUCGCGACCAUGCUGACGACUCCAUAUAGAACGGACAUUUAAUUAGAAGGCACUGACCAAACGUCAGUCAUGCAAUCUCUCCUCUAUAAUAUAAACAUUUCUGCAAUGCGAACACUUAGGUGUGCACCUUUGGUGUAUGAUUACCAAUCUUUGCCUUUUUGUCGGUCACCUAUUUUGAAAUGUUUCCUUGCAGUACUAUCUCUAUGAAUACAACGAUGAGGGUCUUCCAUCUUUGCGGCCGCGCCACUGUCUUCCGUUUGCGGUCAUACACUUAAAGAGAAACGAGUUAUCAAGCCCGCAUAGUCCAAAAUUGAGAUCGCUGAUGUCUGUAGAGAAACCAGUUAGCCCAGGGAAGGAACAUCCAAAACACAUGGAGGUACAGUUGUAACGAAACUAGUGCUUUAAGAGGAGAGGCGUGGUGUUAUUCACCUUGGUUAUGUGUACACUAUACGCCAGGGGGGUGCUCCUGGGAAUUCUAGGUGGGGAUGUGCCACCCGGUUAUCCAAAUCCUGACCCUAUUUCAGACCAAAAUACGUUAUUUUCUACUCCCGUUUUCAGACUUGGCAUUUCAAAUGCAUACCCGUUUUCAGACCUUGAGGUGGUCAAAAAACGCGACAUUACAUGUUUUACAUAAAACAGCAAUUAUGUCAUUCUUUCUUAAAAUCCAUUUCUAAUUUGCAUAUUUUACUUUCUUUCUUAUUCAUUUGAAAUUGAAACGACGGAGACACUGAUACAAAUCCGUAGUUCCUUUGUAAACCAUCGAUUCCAGAUCAAAAAUGGUCAAAAUCUAUACCCGUUUUCAGACUAAAACGACGCCAAAAUCUUACCCUUUGGGGCGGCACAUACCUAUAUGGCUUAUACAGUGGCUGAUCCAGACCCUCAGAUAAGAGAGGGGGGGCGGUCAUCCAGACCCUGAGAUAGGGGGGGACGGUCUCCAAAAUUUUUUUUUCGGCCAUUCAGGCCUCAUUUUGGUCGAAAAAUAUGGGGGGGCCGGGUAGCUUUUCGUGCCGACUUGAAAGCCGAAUAUCCGGUACAGUAUGAACGGAAACGAAACGGAGCUGAAACAGGGCGUUCACACACAUCAAACAUCGUAUACCGCACCGGCUGGCUGAGAGUUUUGUGCACUGAAUCCUAAUGCUCACUUUUGAAUAUUUAAAUCCGUCUCUGUGGGUUCCACUUCUCCCUCUUAAUCAUUUACUUCCGCUAUGAUCAGAAUACUUGUCCACUCCUCGACGAUGAGUGGCAGAAACCUGUCCGAUAUGUGACGAUCCACUUUCAAGGUUGGCGCGACGCAGCUUCUUUCCGUCACAGAAGUCGCGCCGAAAUGACCCAUUCUUAUAUGUGAACAGAAGCUCUAGCCUGUAUGGUUUUUGUUUCGUCGCAAGCGAUACAAGGAUCUUAUACCCGCGCUUGCGUUUGCGUUGCUUGUGAAAGCAGGUGUUUAUCUAAAGCACUUUUUAAUCCAAACAGGAAUGCAAGUCUAUGACAUUUAGCGAUGAAGCCGGUAUUCUGGCCUGGAGGGGAUUGGUGAUGAGUGGCGAGAAGAGCCUGGGUCGGGUGUCGCUUUUGGCGGGACAUAAGCUGGGAUUCAACUUUAUGUGAGCAAUUUUUAUGGCCUUCUAGCCGAUAUAAAGCACUUGGAAGACUCAGUAGAAUGAAUAGGGUAUUAAGAACAGUUCAUCUCAAAAAAUUUCCCAUCUAAGAAGAGGUUUGAAAAAGUAUGAUCCCGUAAAGAUAUUUUACCUGUAAUUAGUAAAGUGUGUCGCCUGAAUUUUUGCCGCCCAUGCACCGACGGUGGCAUAUUUCUUUUAUUGCCAUAUAUAUAAAGUGUGGAGCAAGCUGUCUCAGUUCAUUGUGAGAUAUGUAAUGCAAUUUCCGUUUUCCGGCUUCCUAAUUUAAAAUCAAAUUGUAUAGUCGACUGUCUCUUAACGGACACCUCAUAUAAGAGGGACACCUCUGUAAAACGGACACCUCAAUAAGACGGACACCUCGGUAAAACGGACACCUCAAUAAGACGGACACCUCUGUAAAAUGGAUACCUAAACUAAGUUGGUCCCUGCCUUAUUUACACACUUAGUGCCGGUCCUAAAGGUUUCCGUCUUAAGAGCGUUGAAUGAAUUUUUGUUUAUUAUUUUUUUUAACUGGCUUGAAAAAGUAUUUCGAGGCCAAAAGGUAUCCAGCUAGGUUUUGAAAGCAUACCAAUCACUGCACUGAAGCACACGUACAAGGGCAAAACAGGUGUCCAUGGCUGCCACUGCCCGGGUGAUAUGGUUGUGCGCAUGCGUGAGGUACUGGCCAUAACGCAGAGUUGGUACGUGUGCUUCAGUGCAGUAAUUGGUAUUGUUUUGAAAGCAUAACCUGCACGUUACACUAUUAACCUCCCUACACUUUAAAACGUUCGCCUUCUUUUGUACCUACCUCAAUCGUCUUACAUUUUAGUAGUUAUAAUACGUUGUCUGUAAUUAUGUUAUGUCAGUCCUGUUGUCAAACGUUUAUUGCCUACCCCUCUUGUUUCAGGAAAUCCUAUUUAGAUGUGUCAAGAAAAAUCUCCCUUACACAGCUUGCAAAAAUUUUACCCGGAGACAUUAUGUGCGCCUGGAAUUUCCCUUGUAAGUAUUUGGCUGGUUUUGCUUUUUCCCUUAGAAAAUAUUGAGCGGUUUUUAUGUUUAGACAAUACAAGUUAUAACUAUAGCAAUUUCUGUAGGUACCUUACCAGGGGUGUGCGUGAACGACAUUCAAUCAAAAGUCGUGUGCUUGAGUCAGAGAUGUCAACUCAUGUGAUGAGACCACCAACCAUAGCAGCGCCAUAGCUCGCAUAGUUGUACUGCUAUGUUAUUCGCUACACGCAUAAUUAACCCGUUACCUAGGUUACCUUUCACUCCGCGUCUCUUGUUGUUUCUCUGUCAGUUUUAAUUGACUGUCUAGCGUUGUGUAAUAAACGUGCUUGUUCGGAGUUCCGACUCAACUUACUGGCGCAGCGAAAACAGCAACAGGAAAGAGUGAGAACUGUGAAAAAAAAUUUUUUCGUAGAUUUGAACGAACGUAUCAGGCAUUUAUUUAACCGUAAGGUCAAGUAAGUGGUAAAAUUUAGGGACCUCAAUUUACGUUCUCUAGCGUGUUAAUUUCGCGGGGACAAAGCGGUAUUGGUUGAGUUACGAAAAUUUGAAUACCGUAUGCUGUAUGACUUUCCUCUCCACAGUAAUAUUCAGAGGCCACACGUUGAGUCUUUGCACAAUGAAACCGGCCCAGGGACAAACCUCUGAAUCCUUUACAAGCUUCACCAGAGGCCUCGUUAUUAAAGCUAAAUCUGUAAGUUCUAAAUUAAGAAGUAGAUUUCAAGAAGUAGCUUUCACAAGGCAUAAAGGCGCCUUUGAUAGUUUAUUUUUGUGUUGAAUUAUUUGUUGCCAAGUGUCGUUCUCAGCGCUUAGAUUAACGCGCAUUAUCUUUUUACAGGCUGGUGUAGUAUGUAUCGACCCAUGUACUACAAUGUUUCUCGUUCCAUCCUGCAAGCUGGCUGUUUAUCUUGGUGAGUGUAUUCUUUGUGAGGGUAGCCUUAUCUUUCCUUUAAGAAAUCAUAUACGAAACAGUAAAAGAAAGAAAACUAUACAAGAAUGAAGACCAGUUUCCGCGACGUGAGAGUCGAAAAACAUUCACCCUAAGACGAGGUGAACGCAUAAAAAAAUAACAGCAUCAACUAGUGAUAGGAAUCACUUAUCCGAAAGGAUCACCUUUCCCUGUGGCGUCAACAGUCGAAAAUAAACAUUUCUCGAACACCUUAUCAAAAACUGAAACUAUUUUACGAGGAUUUAUCCGAGUAAGUGAAUCUUUGUUAAUGAGUUUAUCAGCUUGCAAUGAAUGCAUUUUCAUGUCCUGUUGCUAUUAAAUAGAUUAUCCCUUUUCAGAGCAAGUUGUCCGAGUGUGUGUUACAUUUUACCUUUUCUUUGUUACUUUCAGGGUUUUGCGAAACUGAGAGUCCUCUUAGGGUGUUCUGCAUCAUUUGUCGUCGUCAAACUACUGCGCUGUCACCAAGAUCCGUGUGGCCGCUUACUAGUCCUUUCAGCCCACCUUUCAACAGCCGCGCAGCCAACCAUUCAAACACUGGCUCGAGUGCGGGUUACGAAUCAACAGCCAUCGAGCCAUCCUUGUUAGAUUUGAAAACCAAGCAUAAGGCAAAGAUUGUUGUGUCGCCAACAGAGAAAUCCCCGCGACUGAGUCCCAAACGCCCAAGUCCACGUCAAGAUGUAAAACGAUCGCUGUCCUUCUCUUACAGUUCUCCAAAAGAUGCGACGAAGCCUUUACAGAGAACUGCUAGGAGUGCGAGCUCGCCCGAAAGACUCCGUUUACAAGAUGACUCAGCGAGGCCUAGGAUCCAGUCUGAUAUUUCCCGUGACAGCGAUGAGCGCAAAAGCAAUUUCAUAGCUAAUGAUUCGCCGGUGAUAGGAUGUGGUCUGCGUGAGGUAAAAAGCUUAAACCUGGACUACGCGGAAGAUGGUAAAAAUUCCUUAGAAGUGUCGACUGCAGAACUUGAGGAAGGGUUAAAAACAGCUCCGGAUACUCAAGAAAUGUUAUCAACAGAGCUAACGCGUUUGCUUACGUUAGGAAAGCAAAAGGACACCGCAAAUUGCAGUCACUCUGAUUCCGAAUCAGAGAAACCUCUUGUGAAACAUACAAAUGCAAAUACUUUACCCAAUGUACUGUCCGUUUCCUUUAGUUCAAUGUGUAGAAGGGAACGUCAUCAAACAGGAGAAUUGGUGGAAACGCCAUCAGUUGUUGCAGAUGAGUGUCCAAACGAUCCCUGCUUGUCUAAUGAAAGUGGCUCACGCACCUUAACGAAUACCGCAUCACCACCCGAUAUUUCUCAGCUCGAAUCCAUUUGGGAUUUGCACGACAAUUUACAAACAGUUGAUAUGGAAAUCUUGGAGUCGUUGCCUAGUUCAAUUACUGUAGGCCAAGCCUUCUCUUUCUCCACUCCACACGCCUUCAAUGGAGUGUCGACAGCACAAGCUUCGCUUGAGAAGGUCGUAUGCAGCAAGACAAUUCUUCCUGAGUCGUCGACUACAGAAUCUGUCCAAAACAUGCCUGUUACAGUGACUGCAAAGCAACUGCUUGGUGAAGCCGCUGGGAAUUCUACCACGAACCCAACCAAUUUUAUUGCACAUACAGUCUCACCCGCUAACGAUCAACUGGUUGUCCUGUGCGAUACAAAGUCUCCUGACACUGAUAGUACUAACCAUGGUGAUGACGUCGGGCUUAGCCGUGAGCCUGAAUCACAUGAUAUUGUUAUGUGUGUCGAUAUGUCCAUAUCAACAGACGACGAAUCGGAAGUGUUUGAUAAAAACGAUGGAUCGGAAACGUUAGAUAGAAACUUGAUUUGUGAAAAUCACAAUUGGCAGACUGCAAUGUUAGCAAACUCUCAGCUACUUCAAAAUUCCAGUAAGAAGAAUUCGGAUUGGUCGAAAUCUCUGAGCAUCGAUGAGGGUGCGCGCUCUCGCGAACAAAGCGUUUCUCCAGUGUGCAAAGGAGCUGAAGCGGGCGGAAGCGACUCGGAGAUGUCUUUGGACUGUGCUGAAGGCAAUUCUCUAAGUUUUGAUCGACCCUAUUCAUUCAAAAGCUCACCGGAUACUGUCGAAAAGCAGUCCAAACCAAGAAACUCUGUAUUAUCAGGAUCGGCAGCGAACAUCCUGAUACAAAAAAAUUGUUCUUUAGAUGAGAACACCAGCCUCUCUACAUCCUGUGCACAGUCCUGUAGCAAAGUUUUGGAGUCUUCUUUGUCACCUCGAAAGUUUCCUAAGUUGUGCAUAGAACGGUUGAAAGCACUUCAAGGCGCUUUGAAAACGGCGACAGGUCUAAACGCGAACCAACCUGACAGAAAUACGUGUUCGCCCUGCAAGUUAGUCAUUCAUCCGCAAAAUACAAAAGAACCAGAACCAGAUAAAGAUUGUGUGGAACGUUUUGAUAGUAUGGGAGUUUCUGUAACGGAACAGGGAAGUGAAGGCACAAAACCGCCGAUGUUUGGCCUUUCUGCUGUUGAAACCCAAGAUUCUGUUAUACCUACAAAGUCACAACCCUGCGAGGGAGGGGUGAUAGAAAUGUCACUCAUAGAGGACUGGGGCUUCGUACCAGGCUCUUCUAGUUGUAAUGAAACACACCUCACAGAUGAGGCAUUCGGCCCUUUGGACGUGGAGGAAGAAGAAUAUGAAAUAGAUUCAAUCGACGGAGAUCCAGUUGUUGAGCCAUUUGAAACUGGGCCAUAUAUUGAUGAAUGUGAUAUACCAGAGCCAGAAGUUGUGGUGUGUUCUCCAUCAGAACCGAUGGAGACAUUCACAUUUAGAUUUCCGGGAAUACCUGCUGUUGAUGAAGACGAGAACGGUAUGAGCGAAACAACUGAGGACAAAACGCAUCUUGUCGAGGAGAGCUUAGUGGUACCAGAGUUCUGUACGGAAGUAGUCGUUUCAUCAUUGGAAAAUUUCGUGUCCGAAGUGGGCUUACCUGAAGAAUCCAGUUUAGAAAACGAGUCAGAAAUUCCUGAAUCUGUUGUUGUUGUUGAGGGGGAUAAAGUUGAUAGUAUAGUGUGUAUUUCGCACUCUUCUCAAAACGUAGCUAACGGGUGUUUAAGUACGUUGCCAAAGAAAGAUGUGUUUUGUAGCGGGGACGUGAAGGAACUGGAAAACACAGGUUCGAAGCAACAAUGCUCUGAACGGUUGGAGGAAUGUGAAAAAGAGUGCUUAGGUCCUUUGUUGAAGAGAGAUGAGCAGCAGAUCGUAGAAGUAGCAAAGGCCGAAAGGCCAGUUGGUCAGCCUGUUAUUUUGAAGGGGUCUCAGAUGGUGGAAUCUACGAAAGAUGGGGACGUGCCUAUUUAUCUGAAUUUAGACAGAGAGCCAUGUGAAAUUACCACACAAAAGCGACCAGCUGCGACUCUCGAGGACGUGCUGCAAGUUCAAAUGGAUGAUGUCAUCGUCGGCGGUUCAAAGGUAGAAUUACCUGCGCGUGAAAGAAAGGGAGGGUGGCAUGAAGUUUCUUCACCGAACGUCCAAGAAAGAGAAAAAGGUAGUGGUUGUGAGGGAUUGUUAUCGGAAAUACAAGUGAAGCGAAACGGCACUGACGACGAGAGAGAAGGAGCAGUUACUUCAGAGGAAAAUGAGGAGGUGGAUAACAGAUGUUCUGUAAUGACAUUACCAGAAGCGCGUGAUCCUGGUUAUAGUAUUGAAGAAGAGAAACAAGAUUGCUUAGUUAAGGGAAAAGAGACGGCAAGCCGUGACAUAGCGAUAGGUGAUGAGUCAAAAGCAAUGUAUUUGUCAGCUUCUUCACCCCGUUUGUUACAAGCGAACACGAAUAUGACACAUAAUAAAACCGUUGAAGGAAGAUCGGAAAGAUUGGAAAACACGGAGAAACUGCUCGGGAAAACAGAAGAGGAAGGGAAAGAGAUCAAUCAUGAAGCGGAGUCAAAAAGUGAAACGGAAAAAGAAAGAUGUCCAGAUAACUUGUCCUCAAAAGAGAGGGAGGAGGAGGUAAAAUGUACAAGCUCGUCACAAAACCGGGUGGAAAAGACAAAAUGCUCAGACUUCUUUUUAAACUGCCACAGAGUUGAAAACUCUGAAGAACUGGAACCUGUUAAGGAUAUGACGAAGUCUCCGGUACAGUCAGUGAGAAAAAGUAACUUCGGAAAUGUUGAGUCAAAAAGUGUUUCCCCCGCCACAACCACUCAGUGGACUGUAAAGUCACUUGAUCGAAGUGGGACGACUAGAAUGAGAAAUAACGAAACAAAUGAAACAUUUUUGAGGGAACAUUUAAAACAGGAACCACUCGAAUCAACAGGAAAGAAUCUUGUGUGGUCAACACCUAAAAAUAAAACAAGGAAAAGAGAACGAAAGGUUAAUAACUCUUUUGCAGUAGUGCCUUCUCCCAGAGAGUCCAAAGUGGAAACUGCGAAGGAUGACACGAGCUCUAAGAAGCUGGCUGAAAAAACUUCAAAAACGGAAGAGGUUAAGAAACCCAGUGAACGCACAAUGAAAAGCGCAGUCGUUUCUGACACAGUCAAGGCAAAUGUAAAAUGCAAGGUCACUGAGAAGGGCGAUAAGUUGGGUACAAAUAUCGUUAAGUCAGCAGGAACUCCCUCUGUUAUUUCACCGCCGCCGUCUUCAAAUAGAAAGUCCGAUGCUCAAGCCUCGCAAGUUAAAAGUAAAGUUUGUCACCAAGGCGUUUAUUAUCAGGACACUCAAAACAAGAGUGAACCCAAAAGUGCAGUCGUUUCUGACACAGUGGAGGCAAAUGUAAAAUGCAAGGAGACUGAGAAGAGCGAUAAGUUGGGUACGAAUAUCGUUAAGUCAGCAGGAGCGCCCUCUGUUAUUUCACCGCCGCCGUCUUCAAAUAGAAAGACCGAUGCUCAAGCCUCGCAAGUUAAAAGUAAAGUUUGUUACCAAGGCGUUUAUUAUCAGGACACUCAAAACAAGAGUGAACCUUUGAUAGCCAUGCAGUGGGAUAACAUAGUACGAAGUAUGAAACGAAAAUGUACAGAGGAGGGAUACAUCUUGGCAAAGCAACCCAAGUUGACGCCAACCCACAAUGAAGCGGUAGAAAAUAGAGGCGCACUGAAAAACUUGACUCCUCCACCUCCAUUGGUCUCUUUGGAUCGGGAAAUGAAUCGAAGUCAACAAGUACAUGGGAUGCCGCGUGCGAUGUUGUGCGAGUCGAACAUACGAGAUCCUCGCAUACACCGCCCUUACCCAAGACGACCCCAGUUUGAGUACAUGUUGCCUACAGUGCACUAUUAUAACGAGAGAAAAUAUUUUAAAGCAAAUACCGAACACCAUUCAUAUCCUUGUUGGGUUUCUCCUCUACCUACACCGUUUCCUGUUAAUAACAGAGGAACGGAGAUACCACCAAAUCCUUGGUGGUAUCAGCAAAGAGGUGUAAUGCCACAUGAUCACAGAGCAAACCGACAGCAUUUUGACCCGGUGUACCCGAUACAUGGAAACUGUGGGGUCCCUGUGCCUCAACCUGGUAACCCUGCGUUUCCACCGAAACCUGGUCUCCUACCUAACCCCUGGAAACGUGGUCUCCUACCAGACCCCUGGCACCCGCGUAGUAACCCAUGUUACACGCCGCAUCCUCUUGUUACACCAAGAUAAAUGAUAUUUAAUAAGAUAUAGUUUUGUGGUGCUAUUCGGGAAUGGGAGGGGGCGGGGUGCUUCAGAAAGACAAUCAAUCAUGCACAUGGACAGAUAAGAAGUGACUCUGAUUAUCCCCGACCUUAAACUAAUUUAAUGGAAAUUUCCACGGUCCAUUUUCCUUCGUCGACAAUUCAUUUUUCUAUAAAAAAUUACAGACAAAUUUACCAAAAAACUCUGAUCCAAAAAUCGCCUAUUUUCGCUGUAAAGUCCAUCGCGCUGCUUUUUCCAAUAAAUAUGAAGCACUUAUCUUGUACCGAUAGUUAGCUUACGCAAAAGGAGGGCAGAAAGAAGAGGACGGCAAAACGUGUGCGUGUUACAAACGUGACAGGGUUAUUACUUGCGUGUUUUGUCGUGAUCUUCAUUUAUAGCCUUACCGUGUUCCGGGACCCGUUUCUCGAAAGUCCCGGUAACUUUCGGGCCCGAAAACACACAUUCAAAUCGAACUGUAAAGAACAAGAGCGUGGGUCCUGGCUAGCGUACUACUCCAUUUCGUUUCAUUAACUGAUAGUUUUAUCAUGUUAGAUACAAAGCUAUUGAAACUUCUAUCUUCCAUGUAAACAACAUCUUUACGGGCCCGUUAAUUAUCGGGACUUUCGAGAAACGUGUCCCUGGUCUUUCACCGAAGGAUCUGUUUUAGGGGAGUUGAAGUUUGGCGGAAAUUGUUUUUCAAGCAUGACAUUUUCACGCUUGGCUUGUCACACAAGGUUUGCCGUUCCCUUUGCCUUUCUAUUGCGUAACUUCAGUAUUGUUUCAUGCUGAACUGAGAAUCAAGCCUUUCAUAGAGGUCACGGAAGAGGAGAUUUAAAAAGACGAAGAGGAUAGAUAAGGAGAGAGGGGAAAAGGGGUGCCAUGGAGCUCUGAGGACGAGUUGUUUAAUUAGCUAUAACGAAAAAAUGUCGGGCCUUAGCCCUGAAAACAACGGCAGGUGUCUUUUCAGAAGCCAACGACGAUAGAGCCAGAAUUGAGGUUUUUCAUUCGUGUCUCCGGACGAUGAAUGGCCUAUCCUAUCAUCGCUUUCUUAUCCUUUCGCUCCUCUUUCUCCCUAGAAAAGCCAAAUUCUCAGUUUAAUUCAUAGAAAAGAACCUUCAUGACAAAUAGGGCGGUGAAACUUCAAUGAAAAGGCGCGAAUAUCCCAACUCGUCCUCUUUGUCAAAUGUAGGCGAGCUCUCCCGGAGUUGAAUUCUUUAGAAAAACUAUCCAAGUUCAAAGAGAAAAAGACAAAAUUCGUCAUUCUUUUCACGUUACAAAGUGUGCUGCGCGUGUAAAAGUUGUUGUUUUGCUAACCUAAACCUAUUGCGUUUUUGACGUUCUGGUUGCCUUCGUGUCAUGUUAAACUCCCUAAUUCUGAUAACCGAGCAACUUUAUUACUACUAUACAAAAGGCAGUACCUGGACGUUUUAAAGCGAAAAUAGACGAUAAUGGAAAGUAAGGUUUUGAUACUCUACCUUUAAAAUCACUUGAAAAGCCAUUUGGUUGUAACCGUGUGAAGUUUUCCGUUCUGACUGUAGGGGAAAGGAAACGAAGACGGCGGGAGAAGAGAUUGAGAUUUUAUUAAUGACAUAUUUAAUAAUUAAUUGGGUUAAUAUAUAUAAUUGCAAUGCUUAUCAUUCGCUCAUGUCGAGUAUGGUUUCAGCUAUAACCGAUUUUCGCAAACACGUUAUUUGCAUCGAAGGUUAAGAUUUAUAUUUAUGUAAAAUAACGAGAAGAGUUUUAUAAGAGUUUGUUCCUCGGAAAUCUGUAUACUAAGCUUCGGUUGCGAAAUAAAAUGAUCCGAAGACCAAAGAGAUUUUUUUCUGUAAUGGGUGGGUCAGUUUCGUGCUUCGCCUUCACGAGGAUGUCUCCUGGACAUGGGUUCUCAGCCAAAGGCCCUGGGGAAUUGCGGGCGACAGGAAGCACUUUCUUAUAUGGCCCAUACGUAGAUAUGCUCCUGGAGAGAAUAAGUGAUUUUUUUCCCUGUCACCGUGUCAUUGGCAGACUGAAAACACCAAACACCCCAUUUUCAGAUAUUGACCUCUUUGUCAAACGUGAGUGACGCCGUGUGCUCUUUUAAGUGCAAAAAAGUUUUUUUAAAAAAUUUCGCCUUGUUUGCCUGAUCAAAUCAUGUUGAAAUAACUUUUGAUUUUUAAUUCAGGGGCGGAUUCAGGAUAUUUUUUAGGAGGGAGUGCACUCGUCUCUUUCUCUACUUCAACACCAAUAAACCACAUAGUUUUUUUUUUGCAGAAUACCAGUUGUAUUAGAAAACCGCAGGUCAUCUCGGCGGGGGGGGGGGGGUACGUACCCCCUGCACCCUCCCCCUAGAUCCGCCCCUGUAAUUCAUGGCUACUAUCUUGUACUAGUUCACAGUUUCCAUGCUCACCAUUAUUCCGUGGGAUGCCUGUGGCACUCCCACGGUAAAAAUCCGGUUCGGUUGUACCCAAAAUUGCAAAGCCAGCCAAUAGGAUUGCCUAAAAUCUUUAUCGAUUAUCUCUUCUUCCAAGCCGACCAAUCGGAUUGUACAAAAUCUGUAUCGAUUUUUAAUCGAUUUGCUUCCCCAGAAGAACGUUGAAAUCAGAACGUUUCUUGCCAAAUUUGUCGCGCUUGAGUUUUCCCACUCGUGGUUUAGGAUGGCUUGUUAACCAGCGAAAUCCUUCGGGAUACUGGCAAGUCACGAAAGGCGACCUAAGCCAAAUUUUUUCUUUCCUUCAUGAUUCUUUUUUGUUUAGGUCUAGCUUUUUCAUAAGGUUUUAGUAGCGUCUGGUUGCGGGCCAUGAUUUCCGAUAGAUUUUUCUAUUCGGAGUUCGCCAGUUUUUGCCGAGCACAGCUAGAGUUCAGUUAUUUUCUUUUCUUAUCGAAAAUACCUUGACGAUGGGAGGUUAAAUCGCGUAAAUUUGAACUCGUACCCUUGACGAUUGGCGUUGAAAUCGCGUAAAUAUUGUCCUUGUCGAUCGACGACUCGCUUUCGGCAUGGAUUGGACUUCUGGAUGGGACACGGAUCAGGACAUGAGUAAACUUAUUAUACCUUUGAAUCAGGGAUAAUCAUUGGAACUAUGUUAACUUUGAGACCUUGGAAACACAUUGCAAUUAAUUUUUAACCGUAUCAAGAGCAUCUUGGAAUAUUAAACUUUCAUCUUGGAUUAAAACAUUAAUUGGAACUUUAUCGAACUUUGUAACCCUGGGUUCGACCCUGUCGGAUAAAGCAAGCGGAUGUUUUGUUUUGUUUUGUUCCAUUAACCUAGAUAGAACGCCAUUAUGCUUCCAUAGACCAUCGCAUCCCACGGAAACGACUUUAGGCGUCUUGUUAAUCUUAAGUUUAUUAGUGAAAUAUCCACGGUUUCACUUUUCAAGAAAGCUUUUUUUAAGACAAACCUUAUACGCAGGUAAAAUGGUUUGCAAGGUAAACCCAGUGAUGUACCCGUCUGUAGAGAGGUUUUUUUACAAGGUCAUUGACUGUAUUCAUAUUUUCCAUUUCCAGAAUCUGAAUUGCGCAUUUGUAUUAUUCAGUUUUGUGUUGAAACUGGUUCCACUAUUUUUAAGAUCCAUGCCAGUCUUCCUGUGGCGGCGCAGUUCAAAGGUCGUUUAUAGGCACGCAAUUCGUGCUAAGCACACACGCCAGUCAAUGGAUCCAUGGUAUCCUGACGGGAAGUUCUAAAACGCGGAUAGAUGCAGCCCCUGACCUCUAUUUACAGUUUGGCACUUGUCAAAAGCCUUUCUAUCAAACUACGGAAGUCCGGUGACCGGAUUUAAAGCUGAUAGUAGUAAACCUUGGCCAAUCUUAUUCGUCCGGUAUCUUACGGGUGCUGCUGGUAUUGUCUAUACUGAUUCAAAAUCCGUUGAAUAAGCUACGGAAGUCCAUUACAUGGCUGAGCUUUUUUAGACUUUUUAAAAAUCUCUUUUUGCACUUAAUGUAAUGUUAGUAAUAAAUUGCUUGUUGAUACCCAUUUUUAGGGAGGCGAUUUUGGAGUGAACGCUUAUACAGUGAAAUACCUCCAGCAGGCAUGGAGUUAAACAUUGACGGAACAUACAGCAGCUUCGUCACUUUAAAAUGGGUUGAACAAACAAAGAGAAAGCAGGGGAAAAAAUGCGAUUAGAGAGUUUUUAAAUAGAUCUUGUUUAGGGAAAUUUUAGUCGUGAGUGGUUCCAUACAGCAACAAGGCCGAUAUCUAUAAAAAUACAGCAAAUAUAGGCAAACUUCCAAGUCACAACUUCAAAGUUUAAUUUCAUCUAAUUACUGAGCCUUUUAAUACUACCGUCAAGAACAGUUUACGGAUGAAAGAGGAACUUUGAAUUAGAACUGAUAGAUGGCUUAAUUAAGACAUCAUUUCCGAUCGAUUUAAUUCACGACGGCUCGGGAGAAGAUGUCUCAAGUCAGACAAACCCUUUUUCGUAAGUUCACAAAAUUGUGGCUACUUGGCGUUUCUCUGUGGUAGUUUUCAACAAGUCUUGUCUUAAAGCCAUCUUAUUAAACGAUAAAUGCAUAGAGCAGUUUCAAAGUUUAACUUAAUUAUUAAAACUCCGACCUAUGGAAAAACGAGGUCCUGAUUUUUAAAUUUGCAAAGUGUAAACAAGAUCACCCGGAAGUACGCACCACGAAAUGAGCUACCACUGUACAGUCCACAGACCCAAUCAACAGUACUGACAAUUAACAAGUUUCCCAGGCUUGUAUUUCUAACGGAGAUUUUAACUCGAGAGCAAUGAAAAGAAUCUCCUCUUUUAGAUUUAUCUUCUCUAAAUCGGUUUUCCGGUGCUAACAAUCUGUACGCGGCUUCAUUAAGCUUACCUUUCAAGUAUCGUGGAAUAUUUUUGGAAAGAUCUUCCGUCAACGUGUUCCUUUUGAAAUCUGAUUUGUUUCAGUGCAAGGGAAUAUAUGAGCAACUUAAAAGAAGUCAGUGUAAGGAAAAAGUACGAGGCGUAGCCGAGUGAAGUAUUUUAAAAGAGAAUUUCGAGUCUGCAGCCAAACAAUAUAGAGACAACUACGAAAAAUAUAAGAAACUGCAACGACCACGGCGACAGCGACGGCGACGGCAAGGGCCAACGUCUAGAACACAAUGGGUCGGUUAUUUAUACGAAGUCUAACUUAGGCCGCGGUUUAGGAAAUCAUUGGACCUAAAUAUCAUUUUCUUAGUGGGUUAAUUUAAGAAAAUACGUGCAUGCUUUUCCAGUCUACGCUUUGUGCUUUACUGAAAUUGUGCACGAUAAAUGGUGUUUAGAUAUAUAAAAUCGUUGGGCAAACUGAAUAUGGCUUAGAUCACGGUUCUGUUACUGCACGGGCUAAACUCCGUUGAUGUAAUUGGCGCAAUGGGUUUUAUGAGCAAAACAACAAUUCUGUAUAUACUUGUAUCACCCUUAAUGUAAAUUUCUGCGCCGUAAAAUGCAUAACUUCGACGUGAAAUGGCCAAAUUUUGAGGUUACUUGAGAACGGGAACGGCAAGGCGAUAAACUAUCUCUGUCUGAAUUCGGUCCUGUCCUUACACUUUCAACCUAACUUCACUAUUUUCAACUACCUGGGUGACUUAGUGUUUGGGCAAAAAAGUUUCAAAGGAGGCGAAGUCUAUUUUUAGCGACGUUUUCAUUGGCGUUGCCGUUGUCGGAUCGUAAGGUCCCUAAUAACAACAUGAGCACUCAGUGUUUUGCAAGUUAAAAGCGACCAUUUAUUUAAAGAUAAAAAACCACGGCCAGAAGCAAAAAAAAAAUUAGAAAUUUACCUAUAUCGACUUAAUUAAUUGGGAUAAGCUUUCAAGGAAAUAGAGCACAAAUAAACGCCAAUUCAAAUUAAAUUUAUCUUUUAAAGUUUAUGAAAUAGUCGUUGGUGACAAUAAGUCAUUAACGUAUGAAAUCGUGCGAAAUAUAUAUAGACCAUUACGAUUAUUGCAAUUAUUACACCAGAAUCAGCCAAUGCGCAUCUAUACCUUUUCACUCUGUGCAAUUAAGAGGAUCAAUGAACUUGACUCCUCCACCUCCAUUGGUCUCUUUGGAUCGGGAAAUGAAUCGAAGUCAACAAGUACAUGGGAUGCCGCGUGCGAUGUUGUGCGAGUCGAACAUACGAGAUCCUCGCAUACACCGCCCUAACCCAAGACGACCCCAGUUUGAGUACAUGUCGCCUACAGUGCACUAUUAUAACGAGAGAAAAUAUUUUAAAGCAAAUACCGAGCACCAUUCAUAUCCUUGUUGGGUUUCUCCUCUGCCUACACCGUUUCCUGUUAAUAACAGAGGAAUGGAGAUACCGCCAAAUCCUUGGUGGUAUCAGCAUAGAGGUGUAAUGCCACAUGAUCACAGAGCAAACCGACAGCAGUUUGACCCGGUGUACCCGAUACAUGGAAACUGUGGGUUCCCUGUGCCUCAACCUGGUAACCUUGCGUUUCCACCGAAACCUGGUCUCCUACCAAACCCCUGGAAACGUGGUCUCCUACCAGACCCCUGGCACCCGCGUAGUAACCCAUGUUACACGCCGCAUCCUCUUGUUACACCAAGAUAAAUGAUGUUUAAUGAGAUAUAGGCUUGUGGUGCUUUUCGGGAAUGGGAGGGGGCGGGCUGCUUUAGAAAGACAAUCAAUCAUGCACAUGGACAGAUAAGAAGUGACUCUGAUUAUCCCCGACCUUAAACAAAUUUAAUGGAAAUUUCCACGGUCCAUUUUCCUUCGCCGACAAUUCAUUUUUCUUUAAAAAAUUACAGACAAAUUUACCAAAAAACUCUGAUCCAAAAAUCGCCUAUUUUCGCUGUAAAGUCCAUCGCGCUGCAUUUUCCAAUAAAUAUGAAGCACUUAUCUUGUACCGAUAGUUAGCUUACGCAAAAGGAGGGCAGAAAGAAGAGGACGGCAAAACGUGUGUGUGUUACAAACGUGACAGGGUUAUUACUUGCGUGUUUUGUCGUGAUCUUCAUUUAUAGCCUUACUGUGUUCCGGGGCCUGUUUCUCGAAAGUCCCGGUAACUUUCGGGCCCGAAAACACACAUUCAAAUCGAACUGUAAAGAACAAGAGCGUGGGUCCUGGCUAGCGUACUACUCCAUUUCGUUUUAUUAACUGAUAGUUUUAUCUAUUAGAUACAAAGCUAUUGAAACCUCUAUCUUCCAUGUAAACAACAGCUUUACGGGCCCGUUAAUUAUCGGGACUUUCGAGAAACGUGUCCCUGGUCUUUCACCGAAUGAUCUGUUUUAGGGGAGUUGAAGUUUGGCGGAAAUUGUUUUUCAAGCAUGACAUUUUCACGCUUGGCUUGUCACACAAGGUUUGCCGUUCCCUUUGCCUUUCUAUUGCGUGACUUCAGUAUUGUUUCAUGCUGAACUGAGAAUCAAGCCUUUCAUAGAGGUCACGGAAGAGGAGAUUUAAAAAGACGAAGAGGGUAGAGAAGGAGAGAGGGGAAAAGGGGUGCCAUGGAGCUCUGAGGACGAGUUGUUUAAUUAGCUAUAACGAAAAAAUGUCCGGCCUUAGCCCUGAAAACAACGGCAUGUGUCUUUUCAGAAGCCAACGACGAUAGAGCCAGAAUUGAGGUUACUCAUUCGUGUCUCCGGACGAUGAAUGGCCUAUCCUAUCAUCGCUUUCUUAUCCUUUCGCUCGUCUUUCUCCCUAGAAAAGCCAAAUUCUCAGUUUAAUUCAUAGAAAAGAACGUUCAUGACAAAUAGGGCGGCGAAACUUCAAUGAAAAGGCGCGAAUAUCCCAACUCGUCCUCUUUGUCAAAUGUAGGCGAGCUCUCCCGGAGUUGAAUUCUUUAGAAAAACUAUCCAAGUUCAAAGAGAGAAAGGCAUAAUUCGUCAUUCUUUUCAAGUUAGAAAGUGUGCUGCGCGUGUAAAAGUUGUUGUUUUGCUAACCUAAACCUAUUGCGUUUUUGACGUUCUGGUUGCCUUCGUGUCAUGUUAAACUCCCUAAUUCUGAUAACCGAACAACUUUAUUACUACUAUACAAAAGACAGUACCUGGACGUUUUAAAGCGAAAAUAGACGAUAAUGGAAAGUAAGGUUUUGAUACUCUACCUCUAAAAUCACUUGAAAAGCCAUUUGGUUGUAACCGUGUGAAGUUUUCCGUUCUGACUGUAGGGGAAAGGAAACGAAGACGGCGGGAGAAGAGAUUGUGAUUUUAUUAAUGACAUAUUUAAUAAUUAAUUGGGUUAAUAUAUAUAAUUGCAAUGCUUAUCAUUCGCUCAUGUCGAGUAUGGUUUCAGCUAUAACCGAUUUUCGCAAACACGUUAUUUGCAUCGGAGGUUAAGAAUUUAUAUUUAUGUAAAAUAACGAGAAGAGUUUUAUAAGAGUUUGUUCCUCAGAAAUCUGUAUACUAAGCUUCGGUUGCGAAAUAAAAUG